Messenger RNA from Lingula anatina, 963 nucleotides. RefSeq names its product large ribosomal subunit protein uL30. Gene Ontology annotation, biological process: maturation of LSU-rRNA from tricistronic rRNA transcript (SSU-rRNA, 5.8S rRNA, LSU-rRNA). Lineage: Eukaryota; Metazoa; Brachiopoda; Lingulata; Lingulida; Lingulidae. The record is from RefSeq and is a predicted model, not a curated record. Gene Ontology annotation, cellular component: cytosolic large ribosomal subunit. Gene Ontology annotation, molecular function: structural constituent of ribosome; RNA binding.
UGACCCGGAACCGGAAACUGACCUGCUGCAGAAGACCCGUACGUUCGACCUCUUUAAAACUUCCAACAUGGCGGAUAGCGCUGGGAAAAGGCUUCCGCAAGUGCCGGAGAGCUUGCUGAAGAAAAGGAAGCAAAAUGCCGAAAUGAGGGCGAAGAGGGCCAAGGCAACCCUGUUGGCUAAGAAGAAGCACAGGGCAAACAGGAGAGAAAUCUUCAAGAGGGCUGAGAAAUACGUAAAAGAAUAUCGCAUCAAGGAGCGUGACGACAUUCGCCUGGCUCGUCAAGCCAGGAAGGCUGGAAAUUUUUAUGUACCAGCAGAGCCAAAACUGGCUUUUGUCAUGAGAAUCAGAGGUAUCAAUGGCGUUCACCCUCGUCCUCGUAAGAUCAUGCAGCUGUUCAGACUGCGCCAGAUCAACAAUGGUGUCUUCGUACGCCUCAACAAGGCAACAGUGAACAUGUUGAGGAUAGCGGAACCAUACCUUGCAUGGGGCUACCCCAACUUGAAGAGUGUGCGUGAGCUAAUCUACAAGCGUGGUUACGGCAAGGUGAACAGCAAGCGCAUUCCCCUCACAGACAAUGAGAUCAUUGAGAAGCAAUUGGGUCAAUACGGCAUUAUCUGUAUGGAAGAUCUUAUCCACGAGAUCAUGACAGUGGGCCCCAACUUCAAGCAAGCCUCUAAUUUCCUCUGGCCCUUCAAGCUCAACACACCCAACGGCGGCUGGCGCAAGAAGGCCAACCACUUCGUAGAUGGUGGUGAUUACGGAGACAGGGACGUCAAGAUUAAUAAUCUUUUGAGAAAAAUGGUUUAAUAAGUUAAAGAACUGUGCCUCUGAUGUCCGCGAAACUUGUCGGAGAAAUAAAUUGAAGUGAAAGUCAACUGUGGAAGGAGGUCGAGAAGUGGAUUGCUUGGAAAGUGUCUGCUUUUCAUUGCAGUUGAAUUGCCAUCAUUGUUUACAGAAAUUAU